GGCGGACUCUGAGGAACGGUCUGACACCAGAGAAGAAGCUCUUGCUUUAGGACUAACUGAUUCUCCAGAUACACAAAUGUGAUCACCUCCCCCUCCCAUCUGUCCUCAUUGCUGUGGAAUCACAGUGGCAAGGCUGCCCUCCUUCACCAAGACUUUACAUCGUUGUAUUCCACCAGUUACAUGCCCCUUUAGGUUUUUGCCAGCUGCUAAUCUUUGCCUGAUGUGUCUGAGUGAUGAAACUGCAGCCAAGAUAGUGUUUUAAUGCAACGCAAAAAAAAAAAAUCCCCCCAAAGAAGAAGGGGAAGUGAAGAAAAGAGAAUGUGUUGAAUGAGGACUGAUGUAUUCAACUUGGCACAAAGGAAAAAAAAAAAAGAAAUCAGUGAUGCUGCCUCUACACUGAGCUGAAACAUUUUUGUAUUUAUAUAAACAUACUUUAAACAUUGCAUUAGUCCCAAAGGGAUAAUUUCUGCUUUACGUUUCUGCAGCUGCGACUUCACCAUAUUUCAUUUAUUUAAGCUGUGAAUUUUGGUUUGAGUUUGUUCAUUUGUUCUCUUAUCCAGUUUCAAAGAAUUCCAAGAGAUCUCCACAAACAAAGAGGCCUACUAAGAAUCAUCCUUUGUGAAAAUGCAGAUGUUUGUUUCUGCAGCUGCACGUUUGACAAGUGGUGAGUGUAGCUGUGUUUAGUAGGAAUGUGAAAGGUUUUCAUUCUGAUGUGUGCCUUUCAUUUAAAAGGGACGUUGCUGCACCUUUUCACCAUCUCUCCCUAUUGUUUUAUUCACCUCCUACUUCUCAGAUGACUCCCAAAUGUCACAGGUGUGGUUAUACCGAGUGUUGAAUACAAUUACCUUUUGAUCUCAGUAUUUAUUUGCAAAGCUCAGACAUCUUGCACCUUAUUCAGCAUUAAUAGUCAGUCAUUGCUGAAAUGAACAACUGACGCGAAACACAAAAAGGAAGUUUUUAUCUCAGAGGAACUGUUUGUAAAGUGUAAAAAGACAAAAAGAUAAGGACGUUUUUUUGAAUUUUAAUAAUCUAUUUGAAGGAUGUGCAGAGAAUUCUGCAUAAAAUGUGUAAAUGCCCUUGUCAGCUGCCAGAUAGUGUGGCAUGUUUAGUGUGGUUCAUGUUCUGUAUUAUUUUUGUAAUUUUCUGUAGAAACUUGUAUAAUAGUCUGAGAGAAAGGAAGAAAAGAGGCUAUUCUGUGAACUGUAAUUAAAAGACAUGGAAGAUGUGGUCAGAGCUGAAAUAUGUUUUUAAAAUGUUGUUCCCUGCAGAGAGAACGUUGUGGUCAUGUUGUACUUUGUAUGGACUUGAACAUGUCGUGGAACAGUCUGGAUAAAUGCACGCUCCUCUCACAGUGCGGCAAAAACUGGGAAACAUCACUGCAUAAAUAUCGUGUAGUGAGCUGAACAUGAAACUGUGGUUAUGAACACUUUCACUUGAAAUGCUGUGUAUACACAUUCUGCAAUAAAAAAAACAAAAAACAAAACCCACUGAGUGAAAAAGUGGGUGUGCAUGUCAUUCUUCCUUACUGCUUUCACUUCUGAACACACAGUACACCACGUGGGUGUGCUACUGAUCAACCUUUGGAUUGAUGAGGCGCCAUAAACCACACAACCGCUGCUCACUUCACUCCUGCAGUUCAGUGUUUAGUCUUUUCACUUUGUCUCAUUGACCUGGCUUCUGUCUGCACGGGCCUGUGUCCAUGGCCAAGUCGAUGAGUCUGCUGUGGGGGGCUGGAUCCCCCCCAUGCUGGCGAGUUAUGAUCACACUGGAGGAGAAGAAGCUGCAGGGAUACAAACACAAGCUGCUGUCGUUCGAGAAAGGAGAGCACAAAUCACAGGAAGUCCUGGAAAUCAACCCGAGAGGACAGCUCCCUGCCUUCAAACAUGGAGAUUACAUCCUCAAUGAGUCCACUGGAGCAUGUUUAUACCUGGAGAAUCAGUUUAAGUCCCAGGGCAACAAACUGAUCCCAGACAGUCCUGCAGAACAAGCACUAAUGUACCAACGCAUGAUGGAGGGUCUCACCCUCACUGAUAAACUUAAUUCAGUCAUCUACUACGAAUGGUUUGUCCCUGAAGACGAGAGACAUGAUUCUGCUGUGAAGAGAAACAGGGAGGCUCUGGCAGCUGAACUCAAACUCUGGGAGGGUUACCUACAGACGGUGGCUGCUGGUUCAUACCUGGCCGGGGCCUUCUCAUUGGCUGAUGCCAUCGUCUUUCCAAACAUUGCUUAUGCUUUCCGUUUCGGGCUGUCUGUUGGACAUUACCCCAAACUGGCCAAAUAUUACAGCCUGCUGAGGAACAGACCCAGCAUUAAAGCCACCUGGCCCCCGCACUGGCUGGCCAGCCCACAGGGUUUUGACAUCCUGAAGGACCUGUGAAGCACACAAUAGUUAAUAGUGAAUAAAAACAUUAUUCAGAAACAA
This is a messenger RNA of Lates calcarifer (barramundi perch), 2422 nucleotides long. Its product is annotated as glutathione S-transferase A. Gene Ontology annotation, cellular component: cytoplasm. The coding region runs from base 1700 to 2377 and encodes 225 amino acids. The record is from RefSeq and is a predicted model, not a curated record. NCBI's taxonomy places the organism in Eukaryota, Metazoa, Chordata, Actinopteri, Centropomidae. Gene Ontology annotation, molecular function: glutathione transferase activity; glutathione binding. The transcript has 6 exons.